AUCAAAAUCCACUAAAACCUGAUUCAUCAACCAGUUAUGGCUAAUCAUGCUAUUAUUCAUAAUUGAAAGACUGAUAAUACACCCCAAAGAGACCAAAAUCUUUACUUUCAAAUUUGGCAUGUGGGAGCUAUUAAUCAUCAGAGCCAAUAAGUAGCAUUAUUAUCUAGUUUUAAAAAUAAUGCUCAAAGCUAUACAGAUUCUGGGUUCAUCUUCUGGGUCUGUAUCCUCUAGAUUCAGGAAGCCUCAACAAAAUUCUGGGCUUUCCUUAAUUUCCACAAGAAAAUCCAUUGGCACAAUAAAUAUAAAGACUGAUUCUUUGUUAUUGCCGGCUUCUCAUUAUAAGGGUCGUUUUAGAAUGUCUUCAACUCAUUCUCAAUCAAACCCAGAUGGCCCAUCUUCAUCCCAACCUUCCUUUUCAUCUGUUGCAGCAAUACAGUCAACUGGCAAUAUUCGCAAGGUCAACUUCUGCCAGUUUUGUGGAGGCUCAACAAAGCAUGAGAUACCUGAUGGUGAGGAAAAGGUGAGAGCUAUCUGCACCCGCUGUGGGAAGAUUAUCUAUGAGAAUCCAAAAAUGGUUGUUGGUUGCCUUAUUGAGCACGAUAAGAAGAUAUUAAUGUGCAGGCGGAAAAUUCAACCAUCGUACGGCCUUUGGACACUGCCCGCUGGCUACAUGGAAAUUGGUGAAUCUGCUGCAGAAGGAGCAAUUAGGGAAACUCUAGAAGAGGCAAAUGCAGAAGUAGAGGUUCAGUCACCUUUUGCUCAAUUAGACAUCCCUCUUAUAGGCCAAACGUACAUGAUUUUUUUGGCGAAGCUGAAAACUCCCCACUUUUCACCAGGUCCAGAAUCAUCUGAAUGUCGGCUUUAUGAGCUUGAUGAUAUUCCUUUUGAUUCUUUAGCAUUUUCAUCAAUGCUGGUGACCUUGAAGUUGUACAUUGAAGAUAUUAAAGUUGGAAGACCGAAGUUUCAUUAUGGAAUCAUUAACAAGAGGCCUGGCACAAGCCCUUCUGAAAUCCAUGCCUACACUUUGGAUUAUCAUAUGCAAUCCUAACAAGCAUGUAGACCAGAAGAUGGGGUGAUGUGAAACAGUUAAUUCUGACUGUUUAUCCCCCAUAACAGACUCAACAGUGCUGAUGCAUUCUGAUCUUCGUCCAGAUAGGAAGAGUUUCCGGUGUUCUCACUCAAUGAAAGCAUCUGGAAAUGAAUUUCUUUCAUCAUAGAUCUAUUGUUGUGUUGAUAUUUCCAUUCUUUUAACCAUCUUGUAAAAAGUCUCCCUGGUUUGAGUAGUACAAAUUGUCUUUCUUGAGUUGUGAUGGAUGCAGACUGAACUUUAUUAACAUUUUUUAUCGUUUUCUUAAUUAAGCAACGAUAUAAAACUA
Nicotiana tabacum (common tobacco) is the source of this 1376-nucleotide messenger RNA. Its product is annotated as nudix hydrolase 23, chloroplastic-like. Gene Ontology annotation, molecular function: hydrolase activity. NCBI's taxonomy places the organism in Eukaryota, Viridiplantae, Streptophyta, Magnoliopsida, Solanales, Solanaceae. The record is from RefSeq and is a predicted model, not a curated record.